Molecule: messenger RNA, 278 nt
Organism: Pygoscelis adeliae (Adelie penguin)
Lineage: Eukaryota; Metazoa; Chordata; Aves; Sphenisciformes; Spheniscidae
Product: cell division cycle protein 16 homolog
Exons: 3
Molecular function (GO): protein binding
Source: RefSeq, a predicted model, not a curated record
AGGAACCACAAGAUAUCUACUGGUUGGCCCAAUGUCUUUACCUAACAGCUCAGUAUCAUAGGGCAGCACAUGCCCUUCGAUCGCGUAAGUUGGAUAAGUUAUAUGAAGCAUGUCGCUACCUUGCAGCUAGAUGUCAUUAUGCUGCAAAAGAACAUCAACAGGCCCUGGAUAUUCUUGAUAUGGAAGAGCCAAUCAACAAAAGACUUUUUGAAAAGUACUUGAAGGAUGAAAGUGGACUGAAAGACUCCACCACAGACUGGGAGAUGUCACAAUCCUCU